AACAAGUAAGAAUUUCCUUUCUUGUAGUGAAAGUAUUAAUAUCUCAAUAGGAAGAAGGGAAGCUUUAUUUGGAAAGGAAAAAACCCCAACAGGAAUGUGUGCUGUUACUCUGGGGACUGCUCUGAAGCAUUACAGUUCUGCAGUAUGUGAAACACCUGUUAUUAUAGGUAUUGAUGAUACUGAAGAAAUAACAAGGCACCUACAGCAUGGAAACCUGUGUCAAUAGUAAGAAAGAGCUGGCACCUGUGGCAGGCAGAUUGGUGAAAAGGAGCUUGGUACCUCUGAUGUAGAGAAUGAAUGCUGAGAUAUCAGAUAGUUGUCCCCAAAGGAUCAAUGCUUUCACCCAAACAAUCCAAAGAGUAUCAGCACUAUGAACUCGUGACAUUUUAAGAUGGCUUGUAGUGCAUGUGAAACAAAUAAACUGAAUGGCUUAGAGGCAUGGAAACUGAGGGAGGGAGAUACAGACCCUGAUGUACAAGCCCCAGAGAGAAAAAUCUUGUCACAAUGUGAAGAAGGGCGGGAGAUGGGCUAUCAGAAGAUGACCGACAGUAUCGCUGGAAGCAGACCAGCCUUCUGGGUGCUACCAUUGCUUUACUUGUGUUCUGUCAGGCCUUCUGAAAACAUGGCCCAACUGUGACUUUAUGCUGCAGAGAGACACAUGCUGUUUCAUAAGGAUACGCCUGAUUUCCAGAAAUAACCAUGUUUUUGUGGCUUAAACUCUUAGCAUUUGGUGUUGCAUUUCUGGGACAGGAUGCUUUUCUCAAAGGGCAGGAGACAACGACCACACCUGGUACUGGUGCCAGCCUCGCACACAGCACGCACUCCUCCCGGCCCGCGGAGCCCAGCCCCGGCCCGGCCCCGAGCAGCCCGCAGCCCGCUGCCCUCACCGCACGCACUCCCUCUGCCCUCGGGGAUGCUUCCACAGAUGAUUACAAUUCAACAUCCUUGCACAGCACCACCUCAUCAGUCAACAUGCCAGCAAGCACUGGGAUCACCCCCACUCCCAGCUCCACUUACACAAUAGAAACUACCACAGCGAUACCUGAAGCAUCUUGUGCUAUUAUUGAAGACAUAAAAGACUCUAAGAACAACCCUGAAAUGGCUGAGGUUUUACUGAAAAUUCACACAAAAGACACAGAAUAUAUUAUUCUGGGGGAUGGCAUAGACAAAACUGUGAGUUCCAGCAACCGUUCAGUAGAGCUUCCAAAAUGCCAGAAUUACACUGUUGGAGUUAAAAAUGGCAGGUGUUCAGAUGGGACUUCUUCUUCUUUUCUUGUUCCAGAAGUCACCAAUGAACGUUUUGAAGUCAAGGACACAAACGACACAUCUGCCUUGUUAUGUUGGAGCAGCUCACUUGCCUGUGCUAGCGUGACUUUUACCUGCAAUGGGACUUCACUUCUAAAGUAUUCUAAAAAUUCAAAGUCUGGAGAUCAAAAUCAAACUUGUGAAGUGCUGGAAAAUUUAUUACCAUACCGUCGGUAUGACUGCAUUGGAUCCAUACAUUUUAAAGAAAGCAAUGUUGCCAACCCAAACUUCACCAUAUACACAGACUGUGCUGUUCCAGAAGCACCACAAAACCUUCAAAUAACACAUAUAACUAACACAAGUGUAACAGUUAAUUGGACAGUACCUGGGGACACUUCUAACUGUCCCAAUAAAGGCUACUCAGUGGAAUUCUUUGUGAACGGCAAAUCGGUUGAACGUAAAGAAACCAGCACAACUUACUAUACUUACAAUGGCUUUCAACCUUAUACCAAAGCUUCUGUAUCUGUGACUCCAUAUACAACCAACAAACACAAUGAGAGGCUUGAAGGUGGCAGUGAAAGCCGUGAAUUUACAACAAAAGCAGGAGAACCAGAAAAAGUGCAUCACGUUAAAACAAUAUUGACAGCUGAUAAUGCUAUCCAGAUUACAUGCAAAAAACAAAAUGUAUUUGGGCCAUAUGCACGAUUUAUAUUGAUUUGGGAGAAUGAUGGAAAAACUGAAAAUGAAAGCAAAUGCGAAUUUAAAAGAGAAAAUCUCUUUUACAGGACAAACUAUACAUUUAAGAUCUUCGUCUUUAAUGGAGAAUACAGUGGAAAGGCAGUAGUGGAGAGUAUAAGAACCAGAUAUAAUUCUAGAGCCUUGAUUAUAUUCUUGGUAUUCUUGAUUGUUGUGACUGUAAUUGCUUUACUACUGGUUCUGUACAAAAUCUAUGAUCUUCACAAAAAAAAGCUUAGCAAUUCUUCUGAAGGCGUGAACCUUGUAGCAGUUAAAGAUGAUGACAAGCAACUUCUCAACAUAGAGCCAAUACCCUCAGAGCUAUUGCUGGACACGUACAAGAGGAAGAUUGCAGAUGAAGGAAGGCUCUUCUUGGAAGAAUUUCAGAGUAUUCCUAGAGUCUUCAGUAAAUUUUCUAUAAAGGAGGCCAAAAAGAGUCAUAAUCAGAACAAAAACCGUUACAUUGAUAUUCUUCCAUAUGACCAUAACCGUGUUGAGCUCUCCGAGAUGCCAGGAGAUCCAGGAUCAGACUAUAUCAAUGCAAGUUAUAUUGAUGGCUUCAAAGAACCAAGAAAAUAUAUUGCUGCACAAGGCCCCAAGGAUGAAACCACAGAUGAUUUCUGGAGAAUGAUCUGGGAACAGAAGGCAACCAUUAUUGUCAUGGUGACUCGCUGUGAGGAAGGAAAGAGGAACAAAUGUGCCCAGUACUGGCCAUCAAUGGAGAAUGGGACUGCAACAUAUGGGGACAUCAUUGUGAAGAUCUAUGAAAGUAAAACGUGCCCAGACUAUGUCAUUCAGAAACUGCACAUCACAAAUGGAAGAGAAAGGACAGCUGGAAGAGAUGUCACUCAUAUCCAAUUCACAAGCUGGCCAGACCAUGGAGUCCCUGAGGAUCCACAUCUCCUCCUCAAACUCCGACGCAGAGUUAAUGCCCUCAGCAACUUUUUUAGUGGUCCGAUCGUGGUUCAUUGCAGUGCCGGCGUUGGGCGCACGGGGACGUACAUCGGAAUCGAUGCCAUGUUGGAGGGGCUGGACGCCGAGGGCAGGGUGGAUGUUUAUGGCUACAUUGUGAAACUGCGUCGGCAGCGAUGCCUCAUGGUCCAAGUAGAGUCACAGUACAUCCUUAUUCAUCAAGCACUGGUGGAAUACAAUCAGUAUGGAGAAACAGAGAUCAAUCUCUCAGAACUGCAUUCCUCCCUUAACAAUCUGAAAAGAAAAGACCACCCGAGUGAGCCUUCUCUGCUGGAGGCAGAGUUCCAGCGAUUGCCGACCUAUAAGGGGUGGCGGACACAGAACACUGGGAAUCGGGAUGAAAAUAAAAGCAAAAAUAGGAAUACCAGCAUAAUUCCUUAUGACUUUAGCCGCGUGCCCAUCAGGCACGAAGAAGAUUGCAGUAAGGAGGGUGAGCAUGAUUCAGAUGAGUCCUCGGAUGAAGACAGCGACUGUGAGGAGUCCAGCACAUACAUCAAUGCUUCCUUCAUAACUGGUUACUGGGGUCCAAAAGCCAUGAUUGCAACACAGGGACCACUGCAGGAAACUAUCUCUGACUUCUGGCAAAUGGUGUUCCAAAGAAAAGUCAAAGUCAUUGUUAUGCUGACAGAGCUGAAGGAGGGAGAUCAGGAACUCUGUGCACAGUACUGGGGAGAAGGAAAGCAAACGUAUGAUGGCAUAGAAGUUCAAAUGGCAGAUGUCAACUCUGGUCCUAGCUAUACCAUACGUGCAUUUGAUGUUACACAUCAGAAGACAAAAGAAACUCAGAAGGUGUAUCAGUAUCAAUACCACCAGUGGAGUGGCUGUGAUGUUCCAGAAACCCCCAAAGAUUUAGUCAGCAUGAUUCUCAACAUUAAACAAAAACUUCCAGCCAGACCAGUCACUGAGGACAACAGGAGAACCCGCAAUGUCCCACUCCUUGUACACUGCUGUGAUGGAUCACAGCAGACUGGUGUAUUUUGUGCUUUAAUGACCCUUUUGGAAAGUGCAGAAAUAGAAGAAGUAGUAGAUGUUUUCCAAGUAGUAAAAUCACUUCGUCGCACCAGGCUGGGAAUGGUCUCCACCUUGGAACAAUACCAAUUUCUGUAUGACACCAUUGCCAGUACCUACCCUGCACAGAAUGGACAAAUAAAGAAGAACAGCAAGCAGGAAGAUACAGUUGAAUUUUGCAAUGAAGUAGGAAAAUCAGAUCAGGAAACUGAUUUGAUCACAACUGAUCUUGCCCCACCACGGCCAGAGGAAAUUGAGCCACGUGAAAUAUGUGAUGGUUCUAAGGCUGCAGAUAGCACUAAGGGAACAGAAAGCUCUACAAAUGGCCCCACAACUGCAGUUCUAACUUAGAGCUAGACUAAAAAAAAGUGCUUUUUCGCAUGCAAAAAAUCUUAAGCAAAAUGGGAGGUAUAAGAUUUCUUCCUCUUCCCACUUUUUUUUUUUUAAUUUUAGUUAUUUUGGUUUUUGAAAGGUACAAAUUUAAAGGAAUACUUGAAACUUGUAGAGAGAGACAAAGAACUGUGGAAUUUUAAUUUUUUGUGUAGAUUUGCAUUUAAUACUUCUACGGAAACCUUCACUAUUUUUAUAUUUUUCCUUUUAAAAAUAUGGACAGUGUAAUACUAUGCUGAGGAGUACAAAGCAAAUUUUUUUAUUUCUGUAACAAGGAAAAAAGCAACUCAGAACAAGAUUAUUGAGUUGCAAGAACAGGUCUGUCUUCAAAAUUACUAGCAAGUAAGUGAACCUAUAGGUAAGCAUAUAUUCUAGUAUUUGAGGACUAAUGAGAGCAUUAAUAAUACUCUUGGGACUUGAGGGAGUUUGCCAAACAGUUUUAAGAGCUUAUAAUUUACAACAUGUGCCAAUUCCAAGGAAUUCUGACUUACAAAGGAUAUGUAAGUCCUGCCAUAUCAAUGUAGAAUAGAAAUUUUUGCAUUUUUCUAACUGUCCUCAAGGUGUCCUUAUUGCUCCACAUAUAUUAAUCUGAUACUCCUAUAGGAGUUUGGAUAUCAGCAUUUGAUCAUUGCAAGAGUUCUGGUGGAAAACACAUCCUGUUUACUCUUGUAGCUUAGAAUAUGAGUGCUUGCACAUUUAUUUCUUAUGCUUACAUUUAUUUAAAGGACUACUUCCAUGAAUGCCUCCAAACUCUUUUCAGAAUUGGAAAAUACUUUGAUAAUUUUACUUGUAGAUUUUAAUUGGUACAGGAUUUUUUUUUCAUAAUGUUGUUUUGUAUGUUACAAUUUUGAUAUUUUUACUAUUUCUUGCUGGAUUUUAGCCUACCGUUUUCAGAACAAAUAAAAAAGGUAAUUAAUAGUUGACAAGAUGAAAAUUAUUUUGUUCUCUAGUACUAUGCAAACUGAUCAUUUACUUCUAAAUGUAUAAAAUCUUGUGCUGUGCCAUGCAUGGAUAAAAUAUACAAAUGUCAGUAGGUAAACACAUCAUUUAAUUCUUCUAAAACUGUGUGUGUACCCUGGUAAGUGUCGUGACUCUCAGAACAGAGGGAAAGAGGCUUCAUUUUAUUUUGCUUGAAGCCAUCCAAGGAGCAGUCACACAAUAGAUUCAGUGCUCCAAGUUUAUCACUGCUUGUUCCUAAUUUCUCAUUACAAAACAUAAUUGAAAUCACUUAGAGAGCUGUCUAAACAACAUGUACAGUCACACUUGGUUAAAACCCUGAUUUAGUUGUGCUGUUAGCCUAGAUCAAAUAUAUCAUUCACAAUUAUCAGCUCAGACAAGUGCUUGCUGGCAGUCUUGCUUCAGAAAGUGGCAGCAAGCAGACACAGAGCAGGGGGAUUCCCCUUGGCUGUCUGAAUUCCCUUUUCAGCAAGGGGUUGUGUUAGGUGAUAAACUAACAAAGCUGAAGGGGUCAUGUGUGGAGGGGAAGCUCUAGGGACUACAUGGGAAAAUAAUCUAAAAGAUGUUGUAGGCCCAAAAUCUGUUGGCUAGUUUUAGGGGAACAAAAACCAAAAUUGCAAAUUUAGCAUACCUUGAGGAUCUAAAGUAUAAAGACCCUUGGAAUCAGAUUAGUUCACUGGUGUUCAUUGCAUGUCAGAGAACAAUUAAUAUCUUGUUAUUAAUAUAUUGCUAAUAUAUAUCCUUUGUUUAAGAUUUCCCAAUUGUAAAGCCUCUCUUUCACAUAGAAAAACUAAGAGGUGAGUACUGCUGUCUAAUGUAAGGCUGUGGAACAGAGUAGUCACACUUUUAAAAAUAACUGAAAGGGUUUCCCAAAUCAAAAAUUAAGCCAAACUUUUCUUGUUUUAAAUCUGAGGACAAUCAUAUACUUCAAUUCCUUGAAAAAAGGUCCCUGUGGUUUUUAGGCUCCUGCAGGCUGUAAAAACCUUGCAUGAUUUUGAUUUGUUUAACUGUUUUCUAGAAUGAUUUCAAUGUUCUUUUGCUGGUAUUUUCUAAAAGAGAAGAAUGCCAAUUCUUGAUUUGUGCAUGGAUGUUAAAAGAGAAGUCCUUAACUCUGUUAAAUUUUCCUUCAUGCAUGUCUUCAUUAUUAGAGAAAUGGAGCUUUACACUGAAACUGCCCUCAUGUGUCCAGUG
Messenger RNA from Passer domesticus (house sparrow), 6498 nucleotides. It is a transcript of the gene PTPRC, whose product is annotated as protein tyrosine phosphatase receptor type C. Gene Ontology annotation, biological process: negative regulation of protein kinase activity; positive regulation of peptidyl-tyrosine phosphorylation; protein dephosphorylation. The record is from RefSeq and is a predicted model, not a curated record. NCBI's taxonomy places the organism in Eukaryota, Metazoa, Chordata, Aves, Passeriformes, Passeridae. The transcript is spliced from 37 exons. The coding region runs from base 700 to 4311 and encodes 1203 amino acids. Gene Ontology annotation, molecular function: protein tyrosine phosphatase activity; protein binding.